Messenger RNA from Cantharellus anzutake, 836 nucleotides. Its product is annotated as S-adenosyl-L-methionine-dependent methyltransferase. Gene Ontology annotation, cellular component: nucleus; cytoplasm. Gene Ontology annotation, molecular function: tRNA binding; S-adenosylmethionine-dependent methyltransferase activity. Gene Ontology annotation, biological process: tRNA wobble uridine modification. NCBI's taxonomy places the organism in Eukaryota, Fungi, Basidiomycota, Agaricomycetes, Cantharellales, Hydnaceae. The record is from RefSeq and is a predicted model, not a curated record. The coding region runs from base 24 to 836 and encodes 270 amino acids. The transcript is spliced from 4 exons.
CUUAACUCCGCCACCUUGAGCCAAUGUCUAACCUCACACCGAUAUCUAUCGAAUCGUCACCUAUUUCGCACGAAGAGACAUAUGUACAUGCAAUAUACGAGGAGAUAGCUUCCCAUUUCUCUCAGACUCGUUACAAACCUUGGCCACUGAUUGCCAAAUUUCUUGCCUCUAUUGAGGCUGGCUCCAUCGGACUCGAUUCUGGGACAGGUAAUGGAAAAUAUCUCCCACUGGAUCAGGGAGGAAGGGUUUGUAUCGUCGGGAUGGAUCGCAGCAAGAGCCUGCUGCAAUUCGCCCAGAGGGCUGGUAACAAAUACCGAGAUGUGGUUUGGGGCGAUGCCCUCGGUCUCGGUUGGAGAAGAGGAUCAUUCGAUUUCGCAAUCUCUAUCGCAACCAUACAUCACUUUUCCACUGAGGAAAGGCGAUGUGAAGCGAUUGUGGCUUUGAUAUUUGCUCUGAAGCCCAAUGGAGGACGUCUUCUCACCUAUGUAUGGGCUGUUGAACAAGAUCAGCUAUCGAAGCGUGUGGUGCCUAUUUCGGACCCUGAUAAUACCAGGGGACAAGACGUCCUAGUCCCUUGGGUCUUGGCCACCUCGGAGGGAAGUGUGCCUUCACCUUCUCCUACGAAAGAACAGCCUUUCCGAACAAAGAUAUUACAUAUGUUCGCAUCCUCCGAACUGCGGCAACUUGUUUGUCGCGCCGCUUCUCGACUCAAUUUGCAAGUUGGAACGCCUCCUGUUCCUUCUGAAAAUUUCAAAUCAGCCAAGGGAUUGGAGAUUGUACAAGAGGGUUGGGAACGCUCCAACUACUAUCUCGAGGCGCGUCUUUGGCAGUCGUAA